Helicoverpa armigera (cotton bollworm) is the source of this 2999-nucleotide messenger RNA. It is a transcript of the gene Tsc1, whose product is annotated as hamartin. NCBI's taxonomy places the organism in Eukaryota, Metazoa, Arthropoda, Insecta, Lepidoptera, Noctuidae. Gene Ontology annotation, cellular component: TSC1-TSC2 complex. Gene Ontology annotation, biological process: regulation of cell cycle; negative regulation of cell population proliferation; negative regulation of TOR signaling. The record is from RefSeq and is a predicted model, not a curated record.
ACUGUCAAAUUUAAUAGGAAGUCACUGUCAGUCAAGUGUUGAAUGUCAACAAUGUCAACUAUUUUCAUCGUCGUAGAUUGCCGAGCUGAUGGUUGAAGUGAUGAAAGUCGGAAAAAUAAUUGAAGAAUAACUUGCAUUAGAUUCCAGUACACCAUAUUUUGAAGUUUUGGGAAAGUUCAGCGCAGCACUUCUUCACUGCUAUUGAUGCAGAUAUCUAUUUGAAGAUACAACUGUAUUGAAUCGAUAGUAGUUAAAGUAAAACAUCUCAAAAUUCCUCCUGCCUCAGCGACUCAGGGAUCCUCUCUCCGCACUGCUGAUUGGCGGUCGGAGAUGCUGGCGGCGUGCGAGGCGGGCGAGGUGUUCGCCCUGCUGGAGGGCGGCGCGGGCGGAGCGCGCGACGCCGCCGACGCGCUGGCCGCGCUCUACGCCGCCGUGCGCGAGCCCUGGCUCACCCGCGCCCUGCUCGCCUACCACGCGCGCACCGCCUCCGCGCGGGCGCUCGACCUGCUCGCGCGAGCCCCCGACCUGCACGCGCGGCACCUGCUCGACGCGCUGCAGGACCAGCUCGGCGCCGACCGCGCCGCCCGCGCACACGCCCUCGCCGCGCUCGCGCCGCUCGUGGCGCGCCGCCCGCCCUGGCUGCACCGCCUGCCCGCGCACCCGCUAGCACGCGCCCUGCUGCGCGCCGCGCGACACGAGCGCGACGCGCUGCCGCUGCUGCACGCGCUGCUGGCGCUGGCGGCGCUGCUGCCCGCCGCGCCCGCGCUCGCCACCGCGCACCCCGCCGAGCUGGCCGAGGCGCUGCUGCGCCCCGCCGCGCUCGAGCCCGCGCCGCCCGCCACGCGCGCGCACCUGCAGCUCGCGCAGCUGGCGCUCUUCCACGCGCUCUACGCCACGCACCCCUGCACGCUGCUGGAGGCGCUGCGCGCGCAGGCCGCCGAGCUGUCCGCCGGCGCCGCGCGCGACGCCUGGGAGCGCGGCGUCACCGUGCUGGCCGAGUCCGUGCGCCUGCACCCCGCGCUCGUCACCGGCAGCCGCCUGCGCGAGGCCGACCCCGCGCGCUGGGCGCGCAGCGAGCCGCACGACGUGCUGGCCGACUGCCGCCGCCUGUCGCUGCACGCGCGCGCCGAGGACUCCGCGCCGUCGCCGCUGCCCGCGCCGCCGUGCCGGCUGCGCCGGCCGCCGCCCCGAGCCGGCGCCGGGGUCGGCGCGCACGCCGCGCGCUCGGCCGGCGGGCUGCGGCCCGGCGCCGAGCCCUGGUUCCCGCUGAGCGACCGCUGCGGCGCCGACUCCGCGCCGCACACGCCGCUGCCGAGCGAGGCGGACGCGGCCGAGCCGCCCGAGGCGGCGGUGGAGGCCACGCCGGAGAACACGCCGGCGCGGGAGACGCGCGCACAGUUCCUUCCGGGCGAGUCGGGCGCCGUGCGCGCCAUCGGGCGGCGCUCGCGGCCCGCGUCGCCGCCGCGCAAGGAGACGUCCCCGGCGCCGGGCGAGGCGUACGCGGCGCGACUGGCGCGCGUGGCGCAGGAGCGGCGCGCGGCGGACUCGCCCGUGCUGUUCGCGCCGCCGCCGGCCGGCGCCGUGGCGCGGCCCGAGCCCGCGUGCCGGGCGCCGCUGGCGCUGGAGCCGCUCAACGGCGAGGACCGUGAGGUGCUGGAGCUGACGUCGCGCGCGGACGCCGAGUGGGAGGGCGGCGCGGGCUCCGGGCGGGCGCGCGUGCGGUGCGGGACCCGCGCGCGGGGCCCCGCGGGCCGGCGGCGGCGCGCGGGCCCCAGGCGCGCGGCGUCGUGCGAGGGCCGGCUGGCGGGCGGCGCGCGGGUGUCGGUGGCGGUGCAGACGGUGGACACGUGGCCGGAGCCCUACGAGUUCAUCAUCGCGGACUACUUGCGCGCGAUCCCCGACGACUCGCGCCGCUCGUGCGGCGAGUCCAGCCAGCCCAGCGAGCGCCUCGACGCCUACAUGGCGGAGCUGUACGCCGGCCGCGCCAGACCCACCGCCGACCUCAGCGAGCAGCUCGCGCUCGCGCACGCGCAGCUCAUGUACGAGCGCUGGCGCCGCGACGCGCACGCCGAGCGCAACCGCCGCCUGCUCGGCCGCUGUCGCCAGGUGCGCGCGCUCGAGCUGCACAACGCCGCGCUCGCCGACCGCGCGCGCGCCGCCGCCCGCGAGCGCGACGAGCUGCGAGCCCGGCCCCCCGCCGCCGCGCCGCGCCGCCCGCGCCCGCCGCGCUCGACGCGCAGCUCGCCGCCGAGCGCGCGCGCGCCACCGCGCCGAGCGCUGCGCGAGGCCGAGGCGCUGCGGGCGCUGGACGCGGCUGAGCUGCCGCGCGGCGAGUCCUUCGAGGCGGCGCGCCACGAGCGCGCCGCGCUGGCGGCCGAGCGCCGCGCCGCAGUGCGGCGCGAGCUGCUGGUGCUGGCGGAGCGCGCGCGCCUGGCGCGGCGGCGCGGCCCGGCGCCGGCGCCCGAGGACCGCGCGCUGCGGGCGGCGCUGGCGCGCGGAGGCGGAGGCGGAGGCGAGGCGGCGCGCGCGGACGCGGCGACGGCGCGGGCGCACGAGCUGGAGGCGGCGCUGGCGGCGCGCGACGCGACGGUGGCGGAGCUGAAGCGCGCGGCGCGGCUGGCGGCGGAGGAGGGCGCGGCGCGGCUGCGGGCGACGCGCGACAAGUACGCGGCGCUGCUGCGCGUGCUGCGCGCGACGGAGGCGCGGCAGCUGGAGCGGCUGGCGAGCGCGGAGCUGGCGCCCGAGGCCGAGCGCAGCUAGGGGCCGCGGGGCGCGGGGGGACUCGCUGGACAGUGCGCGUGACGGACAGUGCGGCGCCGGGGGGCGCGGGGGCGGCGUCGGGAGUGAUGUGGCUCGCGGGGAGCGGUCGGUUCAUCAUUAUGUGUAUCGCAUCGAUGUAACGCUUUUUCAUAUUUAGUUUUCAUAUGUAAUGGUCGAUUAUUGAUUAUAUCUUCAUGUAAACUAACUGGGUAUCAAUAAAAAUCAAGUUUUCGUUCAAA